AUGCCACCAUUCACACCUCUCUUCAUCAAUGGACAAGAGGUCUCCUCGAGUACUGGUCGCCAGUUUGAGGUCCGCAAUCCCCUUUCUGGCGAGGUAGUAGGUACUGCUGCUUCAGCAACCAGCGAAGACUGUAAAGCUGCAAUUGUCUCGGCAUCCAACGCAUUCAAAGUAUGGUCACAAACUAGCCUUGGGACUCGCCGAGAUCUUCUUCUACAAGCGGCCGAUCUUGUAACUACUGACAAAUACAAAAACAAGAUCCUACAGUGCGUUAGAGAAGAAACAGGUACAUCUAAUAUGAUGGGAACUUUCAGUUGGAUGAUUGCAGCGGCAUAUUUGAGGGCUUCUGCGACGCUUGUGGGGGAUCUGCGGGGGGAGAGGUUUAAUUCUGAUCGGAGCCCGGGAACGGUGGUGUGGACGGAGAAGAGGCCAUUGGGCGUGAUUUUCUCUCAAUCCCCUUGGAACGCACCAAUCACUCUCACCCUCCGCGGCGUCAUCGUUCCCAUUCUAUGCGGCAACGCUGUCGUAUUCAAGGCAGCUGAACUCAGUCCUCGAAGUGGCUCGAUCGUUUAUGAGCUGUUUAAAGAGGCCGGUUUUCCCGAUGGUGUUUUCAAUUUUGUAUCCAUCUCUCGGCAAGAUACUGUACGCCACGAUUGA
Molecule: messenger RNA, 654 nt
Organism: Marasmius oreades (fairy-ring Marasmius)
Lineage: Eukaryota; Fungi; Basidiomycota; Agaricomycetes; Agaricales; Marasmiaceae
Exons: 2
Coding region: 1-654 (217 amino acids)
Molecular function (GO): oxidoreductase activity
Source: RefSeq, a predicted model, not a curated record